UGUCGUCUGCUUUCAAAGAACAGUUUGUUGUUUGUCAUUGUUGCUGGUGAUAAGUCGUGAACUUUGUUUCUUGAGGUUUUAGAAUAUUUCUAAACAAUUUCUAACAUUAUGAAUAUUAAUUUAGUCAAUUUCCUACUUGAAUUGUUCGCUGGAAUUGGGUUUCUGCUGUCAGUUUACGCCUACAAUGUUGAAGUAAAGCUUGAAGAAGACACAAAUUAUGUCGCCAUGUGUGAUUUCAGUGAGCACAUGAGUUGUACUAAGGCUUUCAGUUCUGAGUAUGGUAAGGGAUUCGGACUCACAAGACUAAUAUUUGGAGAAGAUUCAGCUCUAAAUCUACCAAACGGAGCUCUUGGUUGA
This is a messenger RNA of Nilaparvata lugens (brown planthopper), 357 nucleotides long. Its product is annotated as vitamin K epoxide reductase complex subunit 1-like protein 1. The record is from RefSeq and is a predicted model, not a curated record. Gene Ontology annotation, biological process: vitamin K metabolic process; peptidyl-glutamic acid carboxylation. Gene Ontology annotation, molecular function: vitamin-K-epoxide reductase (warfarin-sensitive) activity. Lineage: Eukaryota; Metazoa; Arthropoda; Insecta; Hemiptera; Delphacidae.